Dromiciops gliroides (monito del monte) is the source of this 2018-nucleotide messenger RNA. It is a transcript of the gene TOE1, whose product is annotated as target of EGR1, exonuclease. Bases 211 to 1734 code for a protein of 507 amino acids. NCBI's taxonomy places the organism in Eukaryota, Metazoa, Chordata, Mammalia, Microbiotheria, Microbiotheriidae. Gene Ontology annotation, molecular function: 3'-5'-RNA exonuclease activity; snRNA binding; metal ion binding. Gene Ontology annotation, biological process: snRNA 3'-end processing. The transcript is spliced from 9 exons. The record is from RefSeq and is a predicted model, not a curated record. Gene Ontology annotation, cellular component: cytoplasm; Cajal body.
CGCGGAACGGAGGCCCCGCCCUGAGCUGUUGAAGCGUUAUGGCCGCUGGCUCGGAGACGGGGACUGAAACGGAGACGGAAGCCGAGACUCUGGAGUCCACCAGCGGAGUGUCAGGGAGUAGGCGAAGGAGUCAGAUGGGGCAGUUCUAGAGCUCAGGGGAGAAACUGGGCCUGGAUAUCGAGGGAUCUAGGCAUCAUUUGCACUGAGAAGAUGACAGAACCUGGAAAGCUGGUGAGAUCACCAGGUGGUAGCACAGAGAUGCCCCAUUCCCCUCGUGUUCGGGUGCCUGUGGUGGACGUGCAGGUGGACAACUUCAAGGACAUAUGGCCUUCUAUCCUCCUGGCAAUCAAGACAGCCAGCUUCAUAGCUGUGGACACGGAGCUGAGUGGUCUUGGGGAAAGGAGGAAUUUGCUGAAUCAUUGCAUUGAAGAGCGAUAUAAAGCCGUGUCCCGUGCAGCCCGAACACGUUCUGUCCUCUCCCUGGGCCUGGCCUGCUUCAAGCGCCAGAGGAACAAGAGUGAGCACAGUUACCUGGUGCAAGUGUUCAACCUCACUCUGCUGUGCAUGCAAGAGUACAUCAUCGAACCUCAGUCGGUGCAGUUCCUGGUGCAGCACGGCUUUGAUUUCAACCGCCAGUACACUCAGGGCAUCCCCUACCACAAAGGCGAUGACAAGGGGGACGAGAGCCGAAGCCAAGGGGUCCGCAUGCUGUUCCUGGAGCUGAUCCGUGCCCGCCGGCCGCUGGUGCUGCACAACGGGCUGAUCGACCUGGCCUUCCUCUAUCAGAGCUUUUAUGCCCACCUGCCAGACAGGCUGGUCACUUUCACUGCUGACCUCUUUGAGAUGUUUCCAGCUGGGAUCUAUGAUACCAAGUAUGCUGCUGAGUUCCACGCCCGCUUUGUGGCCUCCUACUUGGAAUAUGCCUACAGGAAGUGCGAACGGGAGAAUGGGAAGCGGCGGGCAGCGGGCACUCCCCACUUGGUCCUGGAGUUCUGCACCUAUCCAGCCAGCAUGGACUCCCACAUCGACUACCGCUCCUGCCCCAUGCCUGAGGCCCGUGUCCCGCUGAGCCCCAACCUCUCCUCCUCCAGCAUCUGUGACACUUUCUCUGCCUAUGGCUGGUGUCCCCUGGGGCUACAGUGCCCUCAGUCCCAUGAUGUCGACCUCAUCAUCAGCACAGACGAGGCCAUGGAGGACAGAAGAAAGCGGCGGGGGGGCCGGCGGAGGAAGAGGUGGAAGGGACUGCCAGGCCAGACUGGGCCUGUGCCUGGGGACGGGCCCACCCCCCAAAAACAGACAUGUAGGGAGAGCCAUGGGGCUGAAGUGGAGGAUGGGGCCAACCCCUUAGAGAGUGAGGCCGAGGAGAUAUCCUUGUCUGGCCCAGAGCCAUGCUCCAGUGAGGACUUGGAGCCGGAGCCGGAACCAGAGCCGGAGCUCGAGCUGGACCUAGAGCCAGGACAAGGUGCUGGGCAGAGCUCUGGGGCUCCGGGGGCCGGGCUGGGUGGUGGGCUACACCGCGCUGGCUUCGAUGCGUUCAUGACAGGCUAUGUCAUGGCAUAUAUGGGGCUGAGUGGGGGUUCACAGCCCUACAGCGAGGACCCUUGGUUACCAGAAUGUCACAAUAAGGUGUAUCUGAGUGGCAAGUCUGUGCCCCUGCCCAUAGCCAAGAGCCACUUCUCCAGGACCUCCAAAGCCCACAGUGAGAAGAUGAAGCUGGCCUGGGGCAGCAGCUAAGCCGGUCUCCCUCCUGCCCAGCUCCCAGGCCCUCAGGGAGCAGUGUUGGGGGGAGGCUGGGCCCCUGGGCUUCCUCUUCUCUGACUUGCCCUGGUACCACCCCACACCUGGAAGAGGGUUGUGUUUGGGGCCUGGGUCAGGACCAUUAAGGCCUGAGGUGACAGAGGCUUGGGGCCUAUGCUGGUCAACUCAAGUGAGGAAAGCAGGACUCCUGUGGACAGCACCCCCUUCCCAGGGCGCAGGAAAGCCAAGUCUGACCAGCCACCUGCAACUCUUUUAAUUUG